UCCGAAAUAUCGCUGUUUGAGACGAAUAUUCGUUUCAUGGGAAGCCUGCUUGCCUGUUAUGCUCUCACGGGAGAUGUGAUGUUCCGGGAUAAGGCGGCGCAGCUUGGUGAACGGAUGCUGCCUGCCUUCCAGACGGAAACCGGAAUUCCUCAUUCCCUCAUCAACCUUCAUACCGGGGUUAGCAAGAAUUACGGUUGGGCGAGCAGCGGUUGCAGUAUUUUAUCCGAAAUCGGGACAAUGCAUCUUGAGUUUACCUACUUGAGCGAUAUAACGAAUAAUCCAGUGUUCAAGAGUAAAGUUGAAAAUGUAAGGAAGGUCUUGAAGAGUCUGGACAAACCAAAGGGUCUAUAUCCGAAUUAUAUCCAUCCAAGAACAGGAAAAUGGGGUCAACAUCAUAUGUCGCUCGGUGGGCUCGGCGACAGUUUCUAUGAGUAUCUAUUGAAAGCUUGGAUCCAGUCAGGCAAGGAAGACGUCGAGGCACGUGAAAUGUACGACGACGCUAUAUCCGCUAUAACCCAGCAUAUGAUCAAAACAUCCCCUGGCAAACUUGUCUAUGUGUCGGAUUUAAAAUACGACAGACUUGAGCAUAAAAUGGGUCACUUAGCUUGCUUCGCCGGCGGUAUGUUUGCUCUGGGUGCUAAAACUCUAGAAAAUGAGAUGUCUGAAAAAUACAUGAACAUCGCCGCUGGUUUGACCAACACGUGUCAUGAAUCAUAUGACAGAAGCGCUACGAAACUCGGCCCUGAAGCUUUCCACUUUAUCGAAGGCAACGAGGCCAGAAGCUUAAAGAAUGGCGAAAAAUAUUACAUUCUACGACCUGAGACCUUCGAAUCCUACUUCGUAAUGUGGCGGUUAACAAAGGAUCCAAAAUAUCGCGAAUGGGGUUGGGAGGCGGUUCAAGCAUUGGAAAAACAUUGUCGGGUUCCCGGAGGAUUCACGGGGCUUAACAAUGUUUACCUAGUCGACUCGGCGAAAGACGACGUCCAACAAAGUUACUUCUUUGCUGAGACAUUGAAGUAUCUUUAUUUGCUCUUCAGCGACGACGAUCUCAUAAGUCUGGACGACUGGGUAUUCAACUCCGAGGCUCAUGUGCUUCCUAUCAAGGGCAAUCCUCUGUACCGCCCAGCUCCCUCUUUAUAAGCCAGACAAGUUCACGACAUAUUGAACGAUACUGACAAUUCUCGUUUGGCGGUGAUGGAACUGACAGAUAUAUAUACAUAUGUGUAUAUAUAAUAUAUAAUAAUACGACGAUACACAGUGGAUCAAAAUUAUACAGCGACACACAGAAAACUGAAGAAAUUUACUUUGAAUUGACAAAGCGCUUUUUUAGUUACUUCUUUCUAUAUAAUAUUAUAUUGAUUAUAAAAAAAUUUCUAUUGCGACAAAACUAAAUACGAUUGCAUGUUGUUCUUCUAUUUUCUUUCAUUCAUUACCAUAAAAAUUUUCACUUUACGAUAUAAAAGAUGUUUAUUUGUAAACGUUAUUACGCGAUUUAUUUCAAUUUUGAUCCAUUGUGUACAUAAUAAAAUCGCAAAUUAAUGAAGAGGAUAAAGAAGAAUUAGUCUGCCCUUCAUGCUUAGAGCGAAUCGAUACAUUUUAAAUUAAAAUAAUUAUUUUAAGUAAACAAAAGAGAGAGAAAGUGAGAGAGUAAGAGAGAGAGAGAGAGAGAGAAUUGAGAGUGAGAAAAAACAGAAUGAAAAUAUUAACGAACGUUAUUUAAGCCACACGUUUGUAAAUAGCAAAAAUAAAGAAAGUGAGAAUGUGAGAGAAUGAGCGAGAGAG
Molecule: messenger RNA, 1782 nt
Organism: Mycetomoellerius zeteki
Lineage: Eukaryota; Metazoa; Arthropoda; Insecta; Hymenoptera; Formicidae
Gene: alpha-Man-Ia
Product: alpha-Mannosidase class I a
Exons: 6
Coding region: 37-1140 (367 amino acids)
Biological process (GO): carbohydrate metabolic process; mannose trimming involved in glycoprotein ERAD pathway
Cellular component (GO): Golgi membrane; endoplasmic reticulum
Molecular function (GO): mannosyl-oligosaccharide 1,2-alpha-mannosidase activity; calcium ion binding
Source: RefSeq, a predicted model, not a curated record